AGUAAUUGUACCUGUCAAGUACUCCGGCCUGUACCUCCCACCUCUCCCUUUUUCUUUACAUUCCUCAUUUCUUUAUAUACUUAAUAGCGAUCUCUCUGUUUCUCCCACAUUCUUAACUCCCUUUGCUCUCUUCUAAAUUCUCGGCACUUCCUUCUACUCUUCUUUUGCAAUGAAGAAGCUCAUUCGUAGGUUUUCGCGCGUAGCAGACUCCUCAGAGUAUUCCCUACUUCUUGCCGAGUCCACGUCAUCAUCUCGUCGCCGACGUUUUCAAUCGUUCAGAAACGGUAAGCCCGGAUCCGACGAAGUCCCUGAGGGAUACGUUCCUGUGUACGUAGGCGAAGAAAUGGAGAGGUUUAUUGUCAGCGCUGAGCUCCUUAACCACCCGAUUUUCGUCAAUCUCCUUGAUAAAUCUGCACAAGAAUAUGGUUAUGAGCAGAAAGGCGUUCUUCGUAUCCCCUGCCACGUCAUCGUCUUUGAACGCGCCCUCCAGGCUCUUAGCUGUUGAGCAGUCGGACUAGUUUGUUAGGUAGAGGCGUGUAGCAGAUAUUUGCCGUCCUAUUAGUUGGAGAUCGUUUUUUUUUUUUUUCCUUUUUAUAAAUCGUGUAAGUACAUUCGAUAAUGAAAAAAGUGCAGAAAGCUACGAAAAACUUAGGUCUGA
Nicotiana attenuata is the source of this 658-nucleotide messenger RNA. Its product is annotated as auxin-responsive protein SAUR72-like. Lineage: Eukaryota; Viridiplantae; Streptophyta; Magnoliopsida; Solanales; Solanaceae. Gene Ontology annotation, biological process: response to auxin. The transcript has a single exon. The record is from RefSeq and is a predicted model, not a curated record. Bases 170 to 505 code for a protein of 111 amino acids.